AUGAAGUAUUGGAGAAUUAUGAGUCUCAAUCAUCAGCAAUCAUUAUUCAGAAAUUUGUGUCUCUCUAUAAAGCAAACGAAACGGAGGACUCGGACUGUCUGGCAAGAAGAACCUGAUUCUCCUCUCUCUAAGAAACUUCCCAGUUCAACUUUCUUCUCUUCACAGCCAUUUAUAAAAACAUAUACUCAGAGAACUGAGAUAAAGGUCAAUCAGAUAUUUUUGGAUGAUAAGCAGUCGAUAUAUGGAUUUGUGAGACCAUCCAAACACGCUUAUCGCAUCCACUUACAACUGUACGAGAUGACGGCUGAAGAAAUUGUUGUGAACCUUUAA
Molecule: messenger RNA, 330 nt
Organism: Auanema sp. JU1783
Lineage: Eukaryota; Metazoa; Nematoda; Chromadorea; Rhabditida; Rhabditidae
Source: the annotation of a GenBank genome assembly